AUGGACACGGAAACCCGUGAUCAGGUUGUGGAGGUCAGUACGGAAGUGUUCAGACAUCAUUGUGCAAAGCAUUUGGAAAUUGUACCCAUGCAAUUAUUUGGUGAUCGUCUGCCACUCAAUAGGAAUAUGGUUAAACUUUUGACCCAUGGAGGUGACAUGAUUGAGCUUUGCCAUGAGCUUCGUUUGCCCUUUGUCAAAUGGGUUAUCACAAACCAGGUGAGAAAAAUCACCCAGCCAAGUGAACAAGGGCACUAG
Messenger RNA from Ilex paraguariensis (yerba mate), 255 nucleotides. The record is from the annotation of a GenBank genome assembly. Lineage: Eukaryota; Viridiplantae; Streptophyta; Magnoliopsida; Aquifoliales; Aquifoliaceae.